Protopterus annectens (West African lungfish) is the source of this 3677-nucleotide messenger RNA. RefSeq names its product solute carrier family 39 member 4 (gene SLC39A4). The record is from RefSeq and is a predicted model, not a curated record. Gene Ontology annotation, biological process: intracellular zinc ion homeostasis; zinc ion import across plasma membrane. The coding region runs from base 5 to 1351 and encodes 448 amino acids. Gene Ontology annotation, cellular component: membrane. The transcript has 11 exons. NCBI's taxonomy places the organism in Eukaryota, Metazoa, Chordata, Ceratodontiformes, Protopteridae. Gene Ontology annotation, molecular function: zinc ion transmembrane transporter activity.
UUUGAUGAAGGACCUAAAGCUUGGUAACACAGGGCAUGAUCAUGAUGACAACGGAAGAAAUGCCCUAAUAGAAUAUACAGAUAUGUGGGAUGUCAGUGAGGGAGCAGAAAAUAAUGACUAUAUGGAAUCCAACCCACAGCAAGGCCAUAUUCAAAACAUUGGACAACUCCAGCAGAGAAGCAACAGCAGCCAAGAUGGCGAACAUUCGGAGAUCCACAUCUGGAACAGUACCUGUUUUUCUGCAGAAGAACUAACUAAAAUUUAUCAUGUUAAAAAUGAGACUGGAAUUUCACGGACUGAAUUUGCAGAUAUCAGUUCAGCUCUUGUCCAGCAGUUACUGAGUGGAGCCUGUUCCUUGACUCAGACCAGCCCGCCAACAGCCAGUGACCUCACCGAUGCAGAAAAGUACAUUUAUGGCACAAUAGCGACAUUCAUUAUUUGCCUUUUUGCCCUCUUUGGAAUUACUGUUUUACUCUGCACAACAUGUAGCAGUAUGUAUCAAUACGUCAUUCAGUUUUUUGUUAGCCUGGCUGUCGGAUCACUUACAGGUGACUCUGUACUGCACCUGAUACCCAAGUUCCUGGGCUUGCAUGGACACUCUGAAGAUGGAAAUGACCACAGCUCUGAGGACAAAAUAUAUACCUGGAAAUUGCUGUCACUUCUAGGUGGACUAUAUGCAUUUUUUCUCUUGGAGAAGUUGUUUGACAUUCUGCUCAGUGGUCAUGGACAUGAAAAAGAAGGCCAUCACUGUGAUCAUGCAGUGUCUCUUGAGAAGUACCACAGUGAAAAAAAGAAGCACAGUACAAACACCUCUCAGGCUGACCUGGUAACACAAGAGAGAACCAACAACUCAAUAGUAGCCACAGAAUAUGCUUCAUCAGAAUUAAGGAUGAUCCCAUACAUGAUCACAAUCGGUGAUGCGAUCCAUAACUUUGCUGAUGGACUAGCGAUAGGUGCUGCCUUUUCAGAAUCCUGGAGGACAGGACUUGCCACAUCAGUAGCUGUUGUCUUCCAUGAGCUACCUCAUGAACUUGGGGAUUUUGCAGCUCUGCUCCACUCUGGCAUCACUGUCAAGAUCGCCCUUCUCCUGAAUUUUACCAGUGCUUUGACAUCAUUCAUUGGCCUCUAUAUAGCGUUGUCCAUCUCUGCAGAUGAGUCUGUUCAACAGUGGAUAUUCACCUUCACGACCGGGCUGUUCCUAUAUGUAGCCCUUGCGGACAUGAUGCCGGCAAUGAUGAAUGUGAGGAGUAAGAAGCCAUGGGUUCUUUUUGUUCUCCAUAAUCUUGGACUUCUGAUGGGAUGGACAAUCAUGUUGCUAUUGUCACUCUACGAGGACAAGAUUGCCAUAUAACCUCUGAUAAACAAAAAAAGCUGUACUAAAACAAACUGUUCAUGUCAUAAUCUUGUCCCUUUAAACCUUCUUGAAAGGGAAAAGCAGUGGAUAUGCACAGAACCUGAAAUAUCUGAUAAUUUAUACCUGAAACAGAAAACACUCUGCUAAUUAUAACACAAAGUACAGAUGUCUGUUCUUCUUUAAUUAAUUGAGAUGGAGAGAACUACACACAUUUUGUUUUUCUGUUUUUGUGUGACUGGAUCAUUAAAAAUAUUAUAACUGACAUGGUGCAUACUCCACAUUGCUUGUUGUAGCUAUUACAGGAUACAUCCUAGUUCCACAUAAAGCAAGGCCCUUUCAGACUGACAGAAUAUAAUUCCUCUUUCUUGACAAGUCUUGUUAAUUUACUUUUUUACACUAAUUUGGAUUUGUCUUUCUGUCUGUGCCCCCCCCCAUACACACACACACACACACACACACACACACACACACACACACACACACACACACACACACACACACACACAAGAUCUGUAAUUCAAUACAAUCUGACUUCUACUGUGUGGAAUUUGUAAUGUUUUCUCUAUGUUGUGUAUUUUUCUGCCACCUCCCAAAGACAUACUGCUUGACUAGCAAUGGCAACUCUAAACUGUCAUAUAUGUUGUACACACUUUUGACAUUGUAACCCAGCUCGUGACUGAAAACUUGGUUAGCAAAUAAAUACAUUAAAUUAAAACAGUCUUUUAUUUAUUGAGAUUGCUGGCUAUAUUAAGUAAAUUGGAUUUUACUUAACAUAAGCUACUUGCAGUAGCUACAGAUGCCCUUUGCUAAAGUCAGUGGGCAGAGCAAUGACCUAUGAAGAACUAAGAAAUCAUUCAUAAAAGAGGACAAAGAAUGACUAAACCAUUCAGAUCCCUAAAACUCUACAGAAGAUGUAGAAUGCUCUUUCAGUCCCCUUCUUUAGACAAUCUUGAGCCUACAUUGCUAUAACCUGUUAUAGAACAGCACUUGUUAGGGUCUAUAUUACAUCCACAAAAACCCGUUUCAGGGAACAGCUCUUUGCCGAAUGUUAACUGGUGAAAUCUAACUCCGUCAAAUGGCCAUUUCAGUGAAUUUGUUCAUAGAGGGGAAAAACACUUUGUCAACCUAAAACCUCACAACAUUUAAAACCCUCCAAAGAGGGGGGGGGCUUCACUCCUACAACCCUCUAACUAAAUAUACCAACUCUGAGAUCGCACUACAGUGGGGAAAAGGGCAAAUUUCUGAUGAUGGCUAAGUGUUUUUUCCCCUAGGAAAAAAUCCGCUGAAAAGGACAUUCAACAGAAUCAGAUUUCGACACUUAGCGUUCAACAAAGAGAAGUUCACGGAAAAGGGUUUUCGUGGAAGUAAUAUAGACCUCACCCAUUACACCAUUCACUUUGUAGGGAUUCGUCACUGCUUACAUUCAGCCUUAAUAAACUGACCAGCAUUUGACACCUGAUUCACCACAAGCCAUUGGAAAUAGUCUGCAAGCUUCUAAACAGUGGACCUUAUAAUCAUUAGGGGGUAUGGAAUCUGUCUUAGCAAGAGAACUAUUUAAUAUCUUUUAGUUUUCUGUCUUUCAUCACUUAUUAAACUGAAUGCAUUGUCUUUAAGUAUAUACUUUAUAAACAGAAUAUUUUCCUUGUAGUAAACUGCCUGCUUAGAUACCUAAUAAGCCUAAAAACAGUGUUUCAUGCAAGUUUACUUAACUAUCAAAUGUAUUUCUAAUUAGGGAACAAAUCUUAGCUCCUUUAAAGUAUUGUAUAGGUUCUGUAGAACUGAAAGUGAGAACAAUAUACUCCUUAAUAAACUGUAAUAUAGAAAUAUAUGGAUAUAUUCAGGUUACAUAACUGCAUAUGAACGGAUGUGUGUAAUUAGUUUGUUUCUGUCCUACUGUAAUUGCAUAUUAUGAUCUCAUUGUAGUCUGUAAACAAACAAACCAAUUUAUUUCAGAACCUCAGCACUAAUGGAUUUGGCAUCUCCGCUCUCCAGAUCAGAAAUGUUAACAGUGUGAGAAUGAGCAAUGCAGUGUCAUAAUUAUAUAUUGGGUUUGGUUGCUUUUUUCUUGGAAACACUGGGGACUGGGAACAUUUCCUGAUUAGAAGAAUAUUGACCUGUAUCUCAUAUUUCUGUUCUGUGCAUGUAUCUUCUGAGCCUGUAUGUUAACUCAGCAUUGCUGAAAAUGUCACUGUGUUGGAUUAUUUUUAAUGAAAACUGUUUGAAGUUAAUCUACUUUUGUUACGGUACAUGCUUUAGUACAGUUAAUGUGCUAAUGAAAUAAUUGUAAAUGAAAUAAUAAAAUGACUGUAAUUUGAACAUGAAA